This is a messenger RNA of Aphis gossypii (cotton aphid), 2174 nucleotides long. RefSeq names its product basement membrane-specific heparan sulfate proteoglycan core protein. Gene Ontology annotation, cellular component: neuron projection membrane. The record is from RefSeq and is a predicted model, not a curated record. Gene Ontology annotation, biological process: synapse organization. NCBI's taxonomy places the organism in Eukaryota, Metazoa, Arthropoda, Insecta, Hemiptera, Aphididae. The coding region runs from base 675 to 1568 and encodes 297 amino acids. The transcript is spliced from 8 exons.
GGGCAAAUAGAGCAGUGACUAAUUCGGAGGCAUCGCGGUUCGACUGGGAUACCUCGUGGUAUCUAACGGUGCAAGUCGUCUGCACGAUCGUCGUCGUGGUUAUAGUAUAUACCUAGGUAACUAUAGUCGUGUGUAAACUCAACUCGUAAGUCGCUACCGCAGCUUCAUAUACGUUUCGUGCGCAUAAUAAUAUUACAGAAAAGAUAAAUUUAAUUUAUUAUCGUCUUGACCGCCGGACCCUUUGUUCCGCCGUUAAUAGAUCGUCGUAUUUGUGUUUGUAUUUAUUUAAAUUCGUGUGGAUCGUCCGAUGUAUUUUAUUCCAUUCCUUCCGUCAGUUUGGUGCGCAUACUAGGCCGUAAACUAUAUUUUUACUGUAUUAUACUUGACGAUAGGUCGUCGUAUUACAGAAGAUUAGACAGCCGUAUUUUAAAUAAAGUGUCUGAAGAUCGAAUGCAUUUGUUAUUACUGGGUGUCAUAUAAUGUCUCGUAGUCACAUUAUAGCAUGCUCGUUGACGUGUUGAUGAAUGAUCCACGUGCACGUCAUUUUCAGCUGAAUUUCAAGUCUUGCAGGUGUUUUUUUUUUUUUUUGUCACUGGUCGACGGCACGAACAAUUUAUUUCAAAAGCAACAACGGCUGAUGAAAAAUUUUAAAUGAUUGCGGUCAUCUAGCAGUGAUGGAGUUGUUUCCAGUGGUCUCUAUAGUUUUUUUAUGCACCAUCGUGGUUACUAAAGCAACAUUUGAAAACGAUGGAAAUCUUGAAGCAUUACUAAAUCACGUUUUAUGGGAACCUACUACGAGCAGUUCACCGACCACAGAAGAAGAUAAAGUCGCUCCAUAUUUUGACGAAACAUCUCCACACAAUAACGUCACAGUCCAAAUUGGAGCAAAUGUUGACCUCCAUUGCAAAGUGAACCGUUUAAAUGACAAAACGGUAUCGUGGGUUCGAAGGGCAGGUGAUAAGAUGCAACUACUUUCAUUUGGCCACCACGUAUACAGCACAGAUCAGCGUUACGAACUUUUAUUUAAAGACCCAAACGAUUGGCAACUCCGUAUAUCUUAUCUGAAUGAAAGGGAUGGAGGUCAUUAUGAGUGCCAAGUAUCAACUCAUCCACCAAUCGCAUUCACCGUUUACCUAGCUAUUAUAGUGCCUCAAUUGGAAAUAACAGAUGAAAGAGGCGUACAAGUGAAAGACAAAUUCUACUAUGUGGGUAGUACUAUAGAGCUAAAAUGCUAUAUAACCAAAGUACCCCAACCAAGUCAAUUCAUUGUAUGGCGUCACGAGACGACAAGCCUAAAUUACGAUACAAGCCGAGGCGGAAUCAGCGUGAAAACCGAUAUACUGACAAAUGGCGCGAAGAGCAGGCUUUUUAUUGCCAACGCACAAACUUCUGACUCGGGAAAGUACACUUGUUCACUAACUGAUAUAGCAAGCACAUCAGUUACAGUACACGUAUUAAACGGAGAAACUCCAGCCGCAAUGCAACACGGCGGUAGCAAUCGGUGUGGUAGACUACAUUCACUAUGGGUGAUCAUCACAUUUGCAUGGAUAUUGUUUCAAUUAAGUUGACAUGAUUAAUACGCAAAUAUGCACUGUGUUCCAGACCGAUAUGUUACUUAUUAUAAUUAACUAUUGUUAACUUGAAUCAUAAAAGGAAAACCAAAAUAAUCCCGAUAACCCGACGGACAUGGAUAUUAAAUUGAUCGAUUGAUACCGAAUGUAUACAUAAUAUUAUUAUUUAAGGAUUGCAUGUAAUGUAUUAUAAUAUUAUUAUACUCGUAUGUUGUCUUUGUUGAGUUUUUAAUCACUCUGUAUUUAUAUUUGUAUUAUAUAAAAUCUAUAACUCCUAUCACAGUUAUUAUUACUAUUAUUAUUAUUAUUAUUACUAUGAUUAUUAAUAUUAUUAUACUUAAUUAUUUAAAAAAAAAAAAAAUAAAAAAAAAAACCUAUUAAAUAUUAUACUGAUAAUUUUAGAUGAAAAUUAAUAAAUUACAGCUUGUAUAAAUUAAACGAUACAUACGUUACGUACUAUAAUUUCAGAGUUGGUGUUUUAUUUUUCACCGUUUCGUCUAACAUAAGGUUUGUAUCACUGAUUUACCCGAUUAUAUUAUACAUAUAGUUACCUACCUAAUCGAAUAAUAAUAUAUUAUAUUUCUGAAACGUAGACUUUAUGAA